ACUAAAGUUUGUAGUUGACUGAUGGUGAAGCGCAUUGAACAGUAGUUGGGCAUUGACAGGUAUAUUUUGGUAUUUCAUGGUAAUAUGGACAGGGCAAAAUGGAAUGUAAAACGCAUUAAUCUGAGAAAAAGGGCUAUAAAGAGGGUGAAUAAGUUGAUAGAUUCAUUGGAGAAUGAAAGGCAGGUUAGUGGUGGGAUUGAAAUCACUCACAGUGAAAUACAUGUGGAUGAGAUUCAAACUUCUCAGUUUGGUUGUUCUUGUGAUGAUUUGGAAUCCAGUCAGUCAGAGAGUGACAGUGAUGAUAACUUUGAUUGUGGGCAGAACGAUUACCAGGACACCCUCCAGGCAAGUUUGAGAAAUUGGGCUGUUCAGUUCAGUAUCCCUUAAUUGCCUUAUCUGCAUUACUAACUAUACUCAGAAUUAAUCAUGCUUUUUUGCCAAAAGAUGCAAGGUCCUUACUGAAAACUAAGACUGCUUACACAGUUGAAAUGCUUGGUGGUGGUUCAUUUCAUUACUUUGGCAUUAAACAUUCUCUGAGAGCUUUCUUUGAAAAGGUAUGGUCAACUGUUCCAAGUGGACACACUUUUAAUUUGCAACUUAAUUUUGAUGGGCUUCCUAUUUUUAAGAGUUCUUCACUUCAGUUUUGGCCAGUUCUUGGAAUUGUUAAGAAUUAUAUCAAGAUUCCAGUUUUGAUUGCAUUGUUCUGUGGAUGUUCAAAACCAAACUCACUUUCUGAAUACUUGAGUGCUCUAGUUAAUGAGUUAAAAACAAUUGGAAAAGGAUUUCCUGUGAAAGGAAAAACAUUUUUCAUCACUUUAUCUUCAGUUGUUUGCGAUGCACCUGCUAGAGCCUUUAUUAAGGGCAUAAAAUCACACACUGGAUAUCACAGUUGUGAUAAGUGUGUACAAAAAGGAGUAUAUGUAAACCACCGUAUGACAUUUCCAGAAACCACUGCAAGUCUUCGAACAGGUGAAUCAUUUAAAACAUUAGAUGAUGAUGCACACCAUGUAGAAUCUUCACCUCUCUCAGAAAUCAUAGAUAUGAUUAAGGGAUUCCCGCAUGAUUACAUGCACCUUGUAUGCUUAGGAGUAAUGAGACGUCUCUUGGGUUUGUGGAUAGGAAGCAAUGGCCCACUACAGUGCCGUGUUUCAGCCAGUCAAGUGUCGUUAAUUUCUGAUAAGUUGGUAGCGUUACGUGGUUUCAUUCCUAACGAGUUUGCAAGGAAGCCCCGUUCACUUUUUGAAAGACUACGGUGGAAAGCAACUGAGUUGAGACAAUUCUUAUUGUACACGGGUCCAGUUGUUUUGAGAGAGAUAUUGCACUCUGAGGUGUAUCAAAAUUUCAUGCUGCUCUCUGUGGGUAUAUACAUUUUAGCAAGUCCUGAGUACUGUUCAACUAUGAAUGAUUUUGCUAACUCUCUGCUAGUGGCAUUUGUCAAGCAUUUUAGUGAGUUAUAUGGUCCUGAGUUUGUCAGCUAUAAUGUACAUGGGCUAACUCAUUUAAGUCAAGAUGUUAAAGUCCAUGGUAGUUUGGAUGUUAUAUCAGGUUUUCCAUUUGAAAAUUAUCUAAGAAAGCUAAAGAAAAUGGUUAGACGACCUCACUGUCCUUUAACACAGGUUAUACGUAGGAUUUCAGAGCUUGACUUCUUGCAUUUAAAUUCUGAUUUUAGCAUACACCCUCAAAAGAGGUUUAAAAUGCAACAUUCAGAUGGUCCAGUUCCAUUACACUUUGAGGUAGUACUCCAGUUUAAAGAGGUGGAGUUUAACGGAUUUGUCAUCAAAGUUUCUACAGGGGAUUCCUGUAUUAAAAUUGACAAUAAAAUUGUCAUAGUUCAAAAUAUAAUUGUGCAUGAAGACAGGGAAUAUGUUGUCUGUCAGGAAUACCAACACAAGGCCAUAUUUUUUGAAUAUCCAAUUGAUUCUUCAUGCCUGGGGAUUUUUGUUGUGUCCAAGCUUUCCCCAAAUCUUCAUUGUUUACCUAUUGGUUCUGGCAUGCUGAAAUAUGUCCGUUUGCCACUAGAUGACAAAUAUCUUGUAAUCCCCCUACUUCAUAUACAGUAA
Molecule: messenger RNA, 2060 nt
Organism: Erpetoichthys calabaricus (reedfish)
Lineage: Eukaryota; Metazoa; Chordata; Cladistia; Polypteriformes; Polypteridae
Exons: 2
Coding region: 489-2060 (523 amino acids)
Source: RefSeq, a predicted model, not a curated record